Messenger RNA from Dentiscutata heterogama, 254 nucleotides. The record is from the annotation of a GenBank genome assembly. Lineage: Eukaryota; Fungi; Glomeromycota; Glomeromycetes; Diversisporales; Gigasporaceae.
ACAAAGAAGCUAGUAAAGAAGUACAAGCAGCAGAAGAGACUAGUGAACCUGAUGCAAUCAAUGAAGCUAAAAUAUUAACAGAUAAGAAGAAACAAUUUGAUGAUUUGAAUAUGGAUAUUUUAUACAAUUGUCUACAAAAUAUUUUUACAGGUUCUGGGUAUAAACUAUUAAUUGAUAUUAUAGAUAUAGACAAUACUUCAAUAAAUAAUGAAAUUUUAAAAGAAUCAUCAACAUUUGAAGGUUUUGAUGGAUAG